GGACCCACUGCUGCCUUUGUCCAGUCCCCCUGCUGGGCACCUCAUCGGCCUCCUGACUCCCCCCCACUCGCCAUGCCCGAGGAGACCCAAGAAGACACUGCACUGGGGAUGCUGAGCCAGAGGAUCAGGGGGCCACUGGCUCCCAACCACGUGCAGGAGGUGCGGCUGCACCAAGUGGAGUCCAUCAGCGACCUGCACAGUGGAGGCUCACCGCGCCCCUAUCUGGCUGAGGAGCCACGUGCCUGGGAUGAGCUGCUGGGUGUCUUGCCGCCAUCUCUGUGUGUCCAGGCUGGCUGCAGUCCCGUGUGCGGCCGCGGGGGCUUCCUGCUGCUGCUGGCGCUGCUGGUGCUCACAUGCCUGGCGCUGGCCAUCCUGGCGGUCUACCUGAGCGUGCUGCAGAGCGAAUCCCUGCGCGUCCUGGCGCACACGCUGCGGUCACAGGAGGAGACGCUCCUCAAACUCCGUCUGGCCAGCCUGAGCCAGCUACGGAGGCUCAAUUCCAGUGAGGCCCGAGCUCCCAGCUGAGCGGCCCCUCGGACCUGGGGUUGUGGGGGUGGAAAUAAAGUGGCCAGAGCAGGCCUGUCCUCUCCUGCUACUGGCUGCGUCUUGCUCCCUCAGACUUCUGUUCAGAACCUGACGUGACUCAGAGCUGCCCACCUCUCCUGAUGUCCCUGCACCAGGCCUAGCCAAGCCUCUGGUGCCAGGCCCUGCUCGGGGUGGCCCGAGGUCAGAGGAAGGGGCACCAGCCUGCUGGCUCUUCCUGUGGCCUGUCAGCACCUUCUGGCCACCCCCAGAUAGCAGCUGUCUAGAAAUAGCUACCCCCAAGGCAGCCACCCAAACUCCCCUGGGUCUCCUGGUGGGGGGCUAGCCUUGGCUGUCCAAACACAGCAGGUUCUGAGGAGGAGGGGCCACCUGGGAAAGGUUGCCUUGGAGGGC
Molecule: messenger RNA, 936 nt
Organism: Tupaia belangeri chinensis (Chinese tree shrew)
Lineage: Eukaryota; Metazoa; Chordata; Mammalia; Scandentia; Tupaiidae
Gene: LSMEM2
Product: leucine rich single-pass membrane protein 2
Exons: 4
Source: RefSeq, a predicted model, not a curated record